ACACAGAAUCAUGUUUCGACAAUAUAACGAGGAUAAUGGUGGUUUUGAGAAUAAGAAUUCAGAAGUGUUUGCCAACAGCUCCAAGCAAGAUGUCCCUUCAUCGACUUUACAAGAAAUUACAAUUUUACGAUCAUCAUUUGAUCAAACCAAACUGCACAAUGAAAUGGCUUACAGGAAACCACCGAAAAAAUCAAUCUUAAAAGCACAAUGCGGAAAAUGUUCAUCAAAAUCAGUGAAAUCGCGUGUUUUUGGAAUGAUUCCAAUGGUCUCAUCGUUAACUUCUUACAAAAAAGAUUAUUUAAUUGGUGAUGUGAUAGCCGGAUGUACUGUAGCAGUAAUGCAUAUUCCACAAGGAAUGGCAUUUGCAUUGUUGGCAGGUUUACCAGCAGUUGUUGGAAUCUACAUGGCAUUCUUUCCUGUUCUCAUGUAUGGAACUUUUGGAACAUCAAUGCAUAACUCAAUGGGAACUUUUCCAGUCAUCUCAAUAAUGGUGGGAAAAUGUGUUAACAAAUACACUACAAUUAGUGAAGAAGUAGCUGCCAAUGCAACAUUAAUUUCCAUGAAUGCAACCGCAGCAGAAAUAAUUGCAUCACCUUCAUCAUACACACCUACACAAGUUGCAACUUUUCUAUGCUUAGCUGUGGGAAUUUUCCAUUUGAUUAUGUGUGGCUUUCGUAUUGGAGUUGUGUCAUUACUUUUAUCAGAGUCUUUAGUCAGCGGCUUCACAACGGGUGUUGCAGUUCAAGUCAUUACUUCGCAACUGAAAGAUCUCUUUGGAAUUCCAAUCCCUAUGAUUAAUGGACAUUUUCAGUUCUUCAAGCAAUGGGCUGCUGCUUUUGAAGUUAUUAGCAUGUACAAUGGAUAUGCAGUGAUCAUGUCGAUUAUUGGAGUUCUUGUAAUUAUAAUCAAUUCAGAUUAUAUAAAACCAUACAUUGCAAAAUUCUCAAAAGUUCCAAUCCCUAUCGAGUUGAUGCUAGUUGUGAGUGCAACUUUACUUUCGAAUUAUUUGGGCAUGGAAAAGAAUUGGAAAGUUCAUCUUUUGGGAGGAAUUCCUGUUGGACUACCAGAAGCAGCUUUUCCAAAAUUAUAUUUAUGGAAAGAACUUUUAGUUGAUUCAUUUGCAAUUGCUUUGGUUUCCUAUUCGACGGCUGUGUCUAUGGCUUUGAUUUUUGCACAAAGAAAUAAUUAUGAAAUUGAUUUUAAUCAAGAAUUGUUGGCAAUGGGCAUAAGCAAUAUUUUUGGAUCUUUUUUCCAAUGCAUGCCAUUGGGAGUUGCUUUAUCUCGUUCGCUUCUUCAAGAAUCUGUUGGAGGAACAACUCAACUUGCAUCGUAUGUUUCAUGUGCACUUAUUCUUGUUGUAUUGUUAUGGAUUGGACCAUAUUUUGCUGCUUUACCACGAUGCAUUCUAGCUGCAGUUGUAUGUGCAACUUUAAAAGGAAUGAUAAUGCAAGUCAAAGAUUUCCCGAAAUUUAAUAAGAAAAGCAAGACUGAUGGAUUUGUGUGGAUGUCAGUAUUUUUUGUGACUGUUUUAGUAUCAAUUGAUGUUGGUCUUCUCUAUGGUGUCGUGUUGAGCAUCUCCAUAAUAUUUUACAAUAGUUUAAAAGCAGAUAUUUGUAUUCUUGGACAAAUUCCCAACACUGAUCUAUUCCUUGAUGUGGAAAGGUUCGAAAAAGCGAUUGAACUUUCAUCUGUGAAAAUUUGUAAAUAUACUGGAAGUAUAAAUUUUGCCACGAAAGCUUCAUUCAAAUCGAGAUUAUGUAAGAAACUUGGAGUAGAUUUAAUCAAAUGUUUAAAAAUCGCAGAGAAGAAUCUUAAUCAAGAAUUAACCGAGCAGAAUAAUUCAUCAGCAAUCAGUAAUGGCAAUGGAAAAUUUCAUGAAAAGGAACCUCAUAAAUAUUUCAGUUUUAAAAAUAUCUUGUUGGAUUUCAGUGGAUUGACGUUUAUUGACGCAUCUUCCAUCAACAUGCUUUCAACUCUGAUUGAUAACUUUGAGACAUUACAUGUAAAAGUUCUUCUCGCCGGGUGCUCCAGUAAAAUCUAUGAAACACUUGAUAAAAAUGAAUUCAGACACAUGACUCUUUUGUAUCCGACUAUUCAAGAUGCUUUGAAAUAUUUGACUUAAUCAUUUCUUUCACUUUUAAAACGAAAUUAUGGGAAAAUUACAAUUAAUUUAGAAAAGUUUCAAAUUGAUGACUCAUUGAAAUCCUACCUAGAACCUCCAUUAUAUUCUUUAUGUAUCGAAUCAUCCA
This is a messenger RNA of Clunio marinus, 2249 nucleotides long. The record is from the annotation of a GenBank genome assembly. Lineage: Eukaryota; Metazoa; Arthropoda; Insecta; Diptera; Chironomidae.